AACAUCCGUUCCGUGUGAUGUCAUACUGUCUCCCUGCUGAUUGGAUGCGGCUCGGCAAAGUGCAUUUGUGAGGUCAAGAGCGGUGGGAGAAUGCGGUGAUAGGAGUAGCAUCUGGAGCCAAGAGGAGGAUGAGAUGGCUGCUCCUGCUACUCCAGAUCCUUGCCACUGUCUGGCCCAGCCGUGCCAUAGUUGAUACUUGCGAAGUCUGUGGAAGGCGCCCCUUGGUGCCAGGCCAUGGUGGCGGCACAGGGCGGACUACGGGUGGGGCCGACGCCCUGCCGGGGGCCUGGCCCUGGAUCGUCAGCUUGCAGCUGCCAACGUUGACGGGGCACAAGCACACCUGCGGAGGCGCCCUCAUCACUGCCCGGUGGGUCCUCACAGCCGCCCACUGCUUUGGAAGCAAAAAGAGCCUUCCGCACUGGCGCGCAGUGAUCGGCGCUUCAAAGCUCUCUGUCCUCGGCUCGGAGGUCCACGUGCGCUACAUCAAGCAAGUGGUGGUGCACGAAGCCUACCAGCCGACCACGCAGGUCAAUGACGUGGCGCUGAUGGAGCUGGACCAGCCCAUCAUCUGCAGCGACUAUAUCCAGCCGGCCUGCAUGCCCGACAGCACUGUCAGCAUGGCCGCUCUGUCUUUCUGCUACAUCAGUGGCUGGGGACUCAGCAAAGCGAAAGGGGUGGAGGCAUCAGACAUGAUGCAGGAGGCAAAGGUCAAUCGCUUUUCCACCCAGACGUGCAACAGCAGCAGCUGGUACAACGGGACCGUAAGAGAGAACAGUCUCUGUGCAGGGUACGAACAAGGAGGCACCGACAGCUGCCAGGGAGACAGUGGGAGCCCCCUCAUGUGCAAGGAAGAGGCCUCUGAGCCGUUUUGGGUGAUCGGAGUCACCAGCUGGGGCCAAGGCUGUGGCAAAGCACACCGGCCGGGAGUCUACGCCGCCACACAGCCCUUGUAUGCCUGGGUGAAAGGGUGGGCAGGACCCAUGCCCCAGCCCCCACCCACCCCACAGCCUGCCCCUUCGGCACCCCGGAAGCUGAAGACACCUCACGUCACUAUCUAUUUCCAUCCUCCGACAAACCCUUUCCAUUGGUCUGAGACCAGCAGCAAGCCCACAGCCUCAUCACAGCCGAAGCCACAAGAGGAGGCCACAUCCACAAGCGCAUCUCAACCCACACCCACGCCCGAAACCAAGCCUGAAACCACAUCCCAACCCACGCCCGAAACCAAGCCUGAAACCACAUCCCAACCCACGCCCGAAACCAAGCCUGAAACCACAUCCCAACCCACUCCCGAAACCAAGCCUGAAACCACAACUCACCCCAAACCCACGCCCGAAACCAAGCCUGAAACCACAACUCACCAGAAACCCACACCAGAAACCAAGCCUGAAACCACAUCUCAAACCAAACCCACAUCAGAAACCAAGCCUGAAACCACAACUCAACCCAAACCCAUGCCUGAAACCAGAACUCACCCCAAACCCACGCCCGAAACCAAGCCUGAAACCACAUCUCAACCCAAACCCACAUCAGAAACCAAGCCUGAAACCACAUCUCAACCCACACCAGAAACCAAGCCUGAAACCACAUCUCAACCCACACCAGAAACCAAGCCUGAAACCACAUCUCAACCCACACCAGAAACCAAGCCUGAAACCACAUCUCAACCCAAACCCAAACCCAGAACUCCAACCAAGCCCACAAUCACAAUUCAUUUCAGGCCUGCAACUCAAACCAAGCCUGAAACCCAAUCUCAUCCCAAACCCACGUCAACACCUCCAACCAAGCCCACAAUCACAAUUCUGUUGAGGCCUGCAACCCCAACUCAAACCAAGCCUGAAACCCAAUCUCAACCCAAACCUACGUCGACACCUCAAACCAAGCCCACAAUCACAAUUCAUUUGAGGCCUGCAACCCCACCCAAACUAAGACCCCCACUUCCACCGCAGGCAAAGCCAGAACACAUACCUCAACCUGAGCCAGAAACCCCUCCUCUGCCAAUGCCCAAAGUCCCACCUCAGGCUAAGAUACCAACCACACCUGAACCAAAUAUCACAGCCUCACCUCAAAGGAAGCCAGAAACCACAACUCAACCAAAGAUCACACCUCCAACAGACCCAGAAAUCAUACCUCAGCCAAAGCCCACAUCCCCUCCUCAAACAGAUCCAGAUGGCAUACCUGCAUCUCAGCCACCUCCCAACCCCCCAACUCCACCUCAACCUGAGAACAGCACUACGCCGGAAGUGAAGCCCCCGUCCCGACCUCAAACUGUGUCCAACACCUCACUUGAACCCAAUAAUGAAACACAACCUGAGAUGGAGCUAGAUGUAUCACCUGAGCAUGAGCAUGAACAUGAGCACAAGCCUGGAGGACCAAAUGUGUAUGAGUAUGAACAUCAAUAUGAGCAUGAACAUGAACAUGAACAUGAGCAUGAACAUGAACAUGAGCAUGAACAUGAGCAUGAACAUGGGAUAGGAGAGCCUUAUGCAUAUGAGUACGAGCAUGAGUAUGAGACUGGAGGGCCACCUGAGCAUGAAACCCCACUGGAACCCACGACGGAAGCGCCAUCGGAACCUGUGACAGAAGCCCCAUCAACACCCACAACAGAAGUGCCAUCGAAACCCACAACAGAAGUGCCAUCAAAACCUACAACCGAAGCUCCAUCAACGCCCACAGAAGCCCCAUCAAAACCCACAACCGAAGCUCCAUCAACACCCACAGAAGCCCCAUCAAAACCCACAACCGAAGCUCCAUCAACACCCACAGAAGCCCCAUCAAAACCCACAACCGAAGCUCCAUCAACACCCACAGAAGCCCCAUCAAAACCCACAACCGAAGCUCCAUCAACACCCACAGAAGCCCCAUCAAAACCCACAACCGAAGCUCCAUCAACACCCACAGAAGCCCCAUCAAAACCCACAACCGAAGCUCCAUCAACACCCACAGAAGCCCCAUCAAAACCCACAACCGAAGCUCCAUCAACACCCACAGAAGCCCCAUCAAAACCCACAACCAAAGCUCCAUCAACACCCACAGAAGCCCCAUCAAAACCCACAACCGAAGCUCCAUCAACACCCACAGAAGUCCCAUCAAAACCCACAACCAAAGCUCCAUCAACACCCACAGAAGCCCCAUCAAAACCCACAACCGAAGCUCCAUCAACACCCACAGAAGCCCCAUCAAAACCCACAACCGUAGCUCCAUCAACACCCACAGAAGCCCCAUCAAAACCCACAACCGAAGCUCCAUCAACACCCACAGAAGCCCCAUCAAAACCCACAACCGAAGCUCCAUCAACACCCACAGAAGCCCCAUCAAAACCCACAACUGAAGCUCCAUCAACACCCACAGAAGCCCCAUCAAAACCCAUGACAGAAGCCCCAUCAACAUCCACAGAAGCCCCAUCAAAACCCAUGACAGAAGCCCCAUCAACACCCACAGAAGUCCCAACAAAACCCACAACCGAAGCCCCAUCAACACCCACAGAAGUCCCAUCAAAACCCAUGAUGGAAGCCCCAUCAACACCCACAGAAGUCCCAACAAAACCCACGACCGAAGCCCCAUCAACACCCACAGAAGUCCCAACAAAACCCACGACCGAAGCCCCAUCAAAACCCACAGAAGUCCCAUCAAAACCCACAACCGAAGCUCCAUCAACACCCACAGAAGCUCCAUCAAAACCCAUGACAGAAGCUCCAUCAACAACCACAUCCGAAGCUCCAUCAACAACCACAGAAGUCCCAUCAAAACCCACAACCGAAGCUCCAUCAACACCCACAGAAGCUCCAUCAAAACCCAUGACAGAAGCUCCAUCAACAACCACAACCGAAGCUCCAUCAACACCCACAGAAGCCCCAUCAAAACCCACGACAGAAGCCCUACCAAAAUCCACCACGAAAGCCCCAGCACCUCAGCCCAAGCCAGAAGCCCCAGCUGCCCCCAAGCCCCAGAAAAAUACCAAUACCACAGUGGCCUCUUUCUUCAGACUGCUUCAGAAAUUCUUGCAUGCUGCCAGGGAGGAGAAGUUGACCGAGCUGGAACUCAAGAAGAAAGGUGCAGAUUCUCUCCCAGAUGCAGGAGCGGAGAAAAGGAAUCCUUGCGCGCAGGCGAAGAACUCCAAAGCGCCCCUGGCACGUGAGUGCCUCACCAAAGUCAGUAGGUCUUAGCAGAGUGACUGCCAAAUAGUACCCCUAAGAGGAACUCUUGUGUCAGAUUUUGUAUUGAAUCCAGAAGGAAAUAAACUUUUAUGUUUGUUA
This is a messenger RNA of Podarcis raffonei (Aeolian wall lizard), 4253 nucleotides long. RefSeq names its product proteoglycan 4-like. Gene Ontology annotation, molecular function: serine-type endopeptidase activity. The coding region runs from base 129 to 4163 and encodes 1344 amino acids. The transcript has 5 exons. The record is from RefSeq and is a predicted model, not a curated record. Gene Ontology annotation, biological process: proteolysis; acrosome reaction. Lineage: Eukaryota; Metazoa; Chordata; Lepidosauria; Squamata; Lacertidae.